GCUGCCGGAAGCGCCCGCGCGGCGUUAUAAACUUCCUUGCUCAGCUUGUGGACCGUGGAGCGUCCGCGGCGGAGCGUGCGGAAGCGUUAUGUCAUCGCCGAAGGCCCAGGGGGACGGGCUGGGCGACGGCGACCGCGAUGAUCCUUCUGGGGACCUCCGUAGCGUCCUGGUCACCAGCGUGCUCAACCUCGAGCCGCUAGACGCGGAUCUCUUCAGAGGAAGGCAUUAUUGGGUACCCACCACCCAGCGGCUCUUUGGGGGUCAGAUCGUGGGCCAAGCCCUGGUGGCUGCAGCCAAGUCGGUGACUGAGGAUGUCCAUGUACACUCCCUGCACUGCUACUUUGUUCGGGCAGGGGACCCAAAGGUGCCAGUACUGUACCAGGUGGAACGGACACGCACAGGGGCAAGCUUCUCAGUGCGCUCUGUGAAGGCUGUACAGCAUGGCAAAGCCAUCUUCAUCUGCCAGGCCUCCUUCCAGCAGAUGCAGCCCAGCCCCCUGCAGCACCAGUUCUCCAUGCCUGUUGUUCCCCCGCCAGAAGAGCUGCUGGACCACCAGGCCCUCAUUGACCAGUAUUUAAGGGACCCUAACCUCCAAGAUAAAUAUCGAGUGGGAUUGAAUCGAAUUGCUGCCCGGGAGGUACCUAUUGAGAUCAAGCUGGUGAACCCACCUACCCUGAACCAGCUGCAGACAUUGGAGCCCAAGCAGAUGUUCUGGGUGCGAGCCCAGGGCUAUAUUGGAGAGGGUGACAUCAAGAUGCAUUGCUGUGUGGCUGCGUACAUCUCUGACUAUGCCUUCCUGGGCACUGCAUUGCUGCCCCACCAGUUCAAGUACAAAGUGAACUUCAUGGUCUCGCUGGACCACUCCAUGUGGUUCCAUGCCCCAUUCCGAGCCGACCACUGGAUGCUCUAUGAGUGUGAGAGCCCUUGGGCUGGUGGUUCUCGAGGGCUGGUGCAUGGGCGGCUGUGGCGUCGAGAUGGGGUCCUUGCUGUGACCUGUGCCCAGGAGGGCGUGAUCCGAUCAAAGCCCCGGGUCCUAGAGAGUAAGCUAUAGCAAAGAUACCAGCUUGGCCUGGGCCUUCAAGGACUCCCUUACUUCCACCCGUCCAGAGGCAGGAUCACAGAAGAGCUGGGCUUCUUCUCAAAUCCAAUAAAGAGAUUGCUAACAUUGGA
Messenger RNA from Nannospalax galili (Upper Galilee mountains blind mole rat), 1170 nucleotides. It is a transcript of the gene Acot8, whose product is annotated as acyl-CoA thioesterase 8. Gene Ontology annotation, biological process: acyl-CoA metabolic process; fatty acid catabolic process. The record is from RefSeq and is a predicted model, not a curated record. NCBI's taxonomy places the organism in Eukaryota, Metazoa, Chordata, Mammalia, Rodentia, Spalacidae. Gene Ontology annotation, molecular function: fatty acyl-CoA hydrolase activity. Gene Ontology annotation, cellular component: peroxisomal matrix. The transcript has 6 exons. Bases 89 to 1051 code for a protein of 320 amino acids.